UGUAUUUCCAAUGAUCACUUGCAUAGCAUACCCAUCUAGAUGAAUACUAUUCCAGCAGUGACUGAAAACAUACAGGAUCACGGAUUGAAACAUUCUGAAAUGCUCAACUCAAGUGCAAAUACUUCAGGCAACCACUGCACUUACAAUGCAAUAGUAACCAAGCAAGUCAUCCCCCUUGCAUACAGUUUCAUUUUCAUAGGAGGAUUCCUGCUAAACGGCACAGCUGCAUGGAUUUUCCUGCACGUUUCUAGCAAAAAAAGUUUUAUCGUCUAUCUCAAGAACAUUGUUGUUGCUGACCUCAUCAUGAGCCUGACUUUCCCUUUCAAAAUUCUUGCUGAUACAGAAAUUGGGCCUUGGCAACUCAACGUCUUUGUGUGCCAAUAUUCAGCUGUUGUCUUUUACUUAAAUAUGUAUAUUGGAAUAGCAUUUUUUGGCCUCAUUGGUUUUGAUAGGUACUACAAAAUUGUAAAGCCUGGGUUUACAUCCUUUGUUCACACAGUAAAUUACAGCAAGAUUAUCUCCAUAGUCAUAUGGGUAUUGCAAAUGUUUUUAGCAUUGCCCAAUAUUAUGUUAACUAGCGAGUCUCCAAAACAGGGAAAUCCCAAAAAUUGUAUGAGUCUCAAAAGUGAAUUAGGUAAAUACUGGCAUGAGGCUUCAAACUAUAUUUGCCUAGGAAUUUUUUGGAUUGUGUUUUUUCUAUUAACCAUUUUUUACAGUUUGAUAUUAAGAAAAAUAUACAAUUCCUACAAAAAGUUCAGGAGGAAUUCAGAAGCAACCAGGAAAAAAACCAAUCGUAACAUAUUCAGCAUCAUGUUCGUGUUUGUCAUUUGCUUUGUCCCAUAUCAUCUCUGUAGAAUUCCAUACACACUAAGCCAAACCGGAUCAAAAUACACCUGUCAGUCAAAAAGACCUCUGUUCUAUGCAAAGGAAUUCACUUUGUUACUGUCUGCUGCAAAUGUAUGCUUUGAUCCUAUUAUUUAUGUCUUUCUCUGUCAACCCUUUAGAGAAAAAUUAUAUCAAAAACUGAAUCUUAAGUUGGGAGCUACAGGUGACAUAGAAAAUUCUAGAUCUAGAAGGUCAAACACAUUUCGUGAAAGUAUAAAUAUUACAUAAAUUCAGAGAUCUCUUGUGAUAAUAAUGUUGAAAAAUAGUGAAGAUAGCAUAUGGUUAAUAACUGAACUGAAUAAAUAAAAAGCAUAUGCAAGAACAAAUAAGAUUUCAAUAUAAUAAGCAGUUCACAUUUUAUUUCCUACAACAUACCAUACAUGUACUUAUACUCUACUUCAAUUUACUUCAUUCUGUCAUAUGACAGAGUAAGUGAUCUUUCUGUAUUUAAGGAGGACAAAAUAAAAUUACUUGAUUCGAAUCCUGGAGCAUGCCACAUAAGUAGAUAGACCUAAGAAUAGACCAAGAAGCAGCUAUAUCUUGUUAAACUCCUGGGAAGCCAACCAAGAGCAUAAAAGAAAAAACACACCUAGCG
This is a messenger RNA of Alligator sinensis (Chinese alligator), 1480 nucleotides long. It is a transcript of the gene P2RY14, whose product is annotated as purinergic receptor P2Y14. NCBI's taxonomy places the organism in Eukaryota, Metazoa, Chordata, Crocodylia, Alligatoridae. The transcript has 2 exons. Bases 40 to 1113 code for a protein of 357 amino acids. Gene Ontology annotation, cellular component: membrane. Gene Ontology annotation, biological process: G protein-coupled receptor signaling pathway. The record is from RefSeq and is a predicted model, not a curated record. Gene Ontology annotation, molecular function: G protein-coupled purinergic nucleotide receptor activity.